AUGCCCAAGUCCCCACCGUCCUCUCCAACAGAAAACAAACUGCAGCAGGAUGACAAUACCUCGCGUCUAUCAGACGUAGCCCUCCGGAAGAAGAAGAACGCAGACGCUCAGGCGGCGUUCAGAGCUAGGCGUGCAAACUACAUUGCCACCCUUGAGGAGACAGUAACGAGCCUCGAAUCCGUCGUUCUCCAGUUGCAGGAUUCCUGCAGAGAGGCUAGGACGGAGGCCACUGAACUGAAGCAGGACAACGCUCGCUUACGCCAUGAAUUUCGCGAGAGAGAGAAGUUCUGGAGGGCAUUGUGGCAAGCCAAAAAGACCGGGCAAGGACCAGAGCUGGAUGACCUGCCGCCACUCCCAGCAUUCGCGCAGCCUGCAGCGACGAUGAACUCUCAGCUGGGAUCGGGUCACAUGCAACAAUAUACGAACGACGGAAUGGCCUACAGGGCUUCUGACGACCCCACAGCUUGCAAUAAUCAAUAUUCGACCAACUCGUACUCAAAUCAUUCCCCACCCAUGCCGUAUGCGAGCCCCGACAUCGAUCCAUCGGGGGAUUGCUCUUCCCACUCAAUGGCUACGCGAGUAGCCAAGUAUGCACCGUACCCUUACUCUAUGCAGGGCCCAGGACGGGAGGGUCCAUGGCCAUCCGCGAUCACUCAGAGUGGAUCGUCGGGCGGUGAAUCAGGGGGGCCCAGCGCCCAUUCGUCCCACUCUCCAGGGUACACAGAGUCGCCGACCAUGACAUCCGCAGACAUGUCCUUCGUGAAUCGAUAUCAAGUCGAUGAACAGAAAGUGCCUUUGAGCGCGCUGGAGAGCGCGCCGUACGUUUUCUCGAACAGCCGAUCACUCUCGCCCUCCUCUACUCCCCCGUCCUCCUCCUCUGCGUCUUUGACGUCACCAUUCCAGUUCGCUUUCCCUCCGGAAGGUUCUCUCGAUCGACCUGACGACUACCGUCGAAGCCACACCGGGGCAGAGGUCACCCUUCACGGAGGCACGGCCGACAUUUCGCUAGCAGGAUCAGGAAGCGACGGACUGAGGUAUAGGCUUGGGGCGCGGCCGCCUGUAUCUAACUCUGACCGGACUCCUAUGCCGAGCUUAUCGUCACUCUCCGACAACGAUCACGCAUCACAACGCGACCAGAAUAGCGCUGACCGGGACCUCAAUCAAAGACUCCGUCCUCGCCGAGGAACAGCGCCCGCGCGGACUUCUCAUUCCCCUUCACCUGGCCCGCCACCUAUCUCCGGAACCCUGGCGGUAAUCAAGGCUCAGGCUUUCGGCGCUCUGCGACGGACGAGAGCAAGAACUAAAAAGGGUUCUGACGGUGCCGCUCGCCUCGCCAUGGAUGUCCUCGAAGCCAGAGGGAUCGGCAUGGGGGUUGGCGCACCGCCUUCCAAUAAACGACCCCGUCUGGACACUGACGACGACGAUAUGCCUUGA
Pleurotus ostreatus (oyster mushroom) is the source of this 1434-nucleotide messenger RNA. RefSeq lists its product as uncharacterized. The coding region runs from base 1 to 1434 and encodes 477 amino acids. Gene Ontology annotation, molecular function: DNA-binding transcription factor activity. The transcript is spliced from 2 exons. Gene Ontology annotation, biological process: regulation of DNA-templated transcription. Lineage: Eukaryota; Fungi; Basidiomycota; Agaricomycetes; Agaricales; Pleurotaceae. The record is from RefSeq and is a predicted model, not a curated record.